Molecule: messenger RNA, 1928 nt
Organism: Hippopotamus amphibius kiboko
Lineage: Eukaryota; Metazoa; Chordata; Mammalia; Artiodactyla; Hippopotamidae
Gene: TMEM71
Product: transmembrane protein 71
Exons: 10
Coding region: 170-1078 (302 amino acids)
Source: RefSeq, a predicted model, not a curated record
AGUUAUCACACUUUAAAAAUGUGGGUGGAGGGGAUGAACGAGAAAAGAAGUUAGUCUUACCUUACUGUGCUACUAGGAUAGUGAUAUAUAUAAAGUUGAAUAAUCAAUGGAAAGUAGAUCUAUAUGAUGAAUGAAAAUCUGUGAAGUUUGAACAAGCAGCCUUCCCAAGAUGUACCGAAUAUCUCAACUGAUGUCAACACCAGUAGCAAAUUCUUCCCGGUCUGAGAAACAAUAUGCCGUGGAGCUGUCUCCUCCAUACAUUUUCCCAAGCUUUGUCUGUGAUUUCCUGGAUGGUGACAGUUCCUUUGAGUGCUGCUCCAUAGAUCCCCUAACAGGCUCCCACUUUACCUGUCGCCGAAGUCCCAGACUCCUCACCAAUGGCUACUACAUCUGGACUGAAGACAGUUUUCUCUGUGACAAAGAUGGCAAUGUAACUCUGAGCCCCUCCCAGACCAGCGUUCUGUACAAGGAGAACUUAGUCAGAAUAUUUAGAAAGAAAAAGAGAAUCCGCCGUUCUUUUUCUUCUCUCUUCAACCUCAGUGCCUCUGAAUCUUGGCUACAUGGAAGCAUCCUUGGUAAUGUCGACUCUUCCCCCAAUGAGGACGUCUGGUUGGAGGGGGUCAGGAGGCUGGAAACAAACCAUUGCGAUGAAAAUGGAGGUGAUUUUGACUGUUCUGUGACUGAUGACUGGGAGUCGGAGAAGCCAAAUGCAGAGUCUGUGAAAAUCUCUUUUGCCAGCCACGUCGCAUCUCAGAGCCCCAGAGAAAACUCCCACAACCCACCUCCUCAGGCCCAAUCGACGGCUUCUGAACAUUUCCAAGAAAACAUAUCAGAUCAUCCAAAAACCAGUUUGUUACCAGAGGUCUCCUUUCAAGCAAUCCUGCUUGCUGCGUGCUUAACCAUGUCUGUCUGUGCAAGGUGGUUUCUGGGAGGAAUCAUAGCCAGUGUCUUCACAUGCUCCUUGGCGAUAACCAUUGCUUAUGUUGUCAAGUCAUCCUUUCUCGGCAUUGCCAACUAUUUGAGUCACCACCUGCACUUGGUUUGCCAAAAUUUGACAACCAUUCAGGAGUGGCUCUGAGGAAUGUCUUCAAUCUGAAUAUCCGGAAGUUGUCCAAUAUGUAAUCUGCUGGGAAUCAGCUGUUUUAUUGCAAAGAGUGAACAAUUGGAAACAGUGGAUAAUUGAGAAAAAAUGCAUUUUAAUUUAGUUAUGUAGUUUUAAAAAAAUCUCAGUUUUGCCCUCACAAUGAUAAUAUGCCUAUGAAAAUAAUAGUGAUUUGUCCUUCCUUUGCAAACACGAGCAGUUGAAAAGGAAAGGACUGGGAAACAUGACAGAGAACAAACCACCUGGAUGAAUGUUCCCCUAUUGUACCUUAAGGCAGUGGUUCACAAACAUUCAUUUUCAUUAGAGAAUUCCAUGAGGGCCUUCUAACAGUGCAGAUUCUGGGGCCCGCCUGCCUGCACCUAUUCCUUGCUGAACUGCUGCAAUUGAACAAGAAAAGGGAAUUUACACAAUCAACACCAACUGGAAAGUAAAUAAAUGCGGUUUGUACAUAGAAUAUAAUGUAGAAAAGGUUUGCAGUUCUUCCCAAGGAAUGGCCUCACAGGAAGUGGUGACAGUAGGUGAUGGCUGAUGGAAAAUGGGCAGGAGAGAGCCAUUGUUUAGAGAGUUCUUCUUCUGAACAAGUUUCUUUACCAAGUUUUCAGUCAUCUUUGGACUCGUGAUUACCUUUCACUCAUAUUGAAAUUCAAAUAAAGAUAUAACACACAAAAAAUGCCUUAGGAGUGAAAUAAAGGCAAAACACCACAGUGCUUUGAAAUACAUAAAAAUGGUACGGCUGCACUGCUGGGUCACAGGAGCUGCAGUGUCGCCAGCCCUCUUGCUUGGUGUAUGUUCCCAAAGCAAAUGUGGCCUGUGACUCAGAUUUGUU